Fusarium oxysporum Fo47 is the source of this 1246-nucleotide messenger RNA. Its product is annotated as lactate dehydrogenase/glycoside hydrolase. The record is from RefSeq and is a predicted model, not a curated record. Gene Ontology annotation, biological process: carboxylic acid metabolic process. Gene Ontology annotation, molecular function: oxidoreductase activity, acting on the CH-OH group of donors, NAD or NADP as acceptor. The coding region runs from base 251 to 1180 and encodes 309 amino acids. Lineage: Eukaryota; Fungi; Ascomycota; Sordariomycetes; Hypocreales; Nectriaceae. The transcript has 3 exons.
GCUAUGAUCUGAUUUGUGAUGCUCUCUUGUGAGCAAGUGUCUUGUCAUUGUCAUAUCAGGUCUUUUCUUGUGGCGUGACGCUUCGAUACUACUAUGACAGCCACCAAUGUCGAGUAUCAGAACAUCAUCAGAACACCACAAACGCUAAUUACGCCACAAUUCUUGAAUGAUCCCUGGGGUCUUAUAAAUCGCGGCACACUGCAAUGCACACAGCGGGACAACAAUAUUUCCAGCAAUCCGACUAAGCGCAAUGGGCUCAGCAUCUCGAGUGGCGAUUGUAGGCGUCGGUGAAGUCGGCGGUGCCGUCGCUUACAACCUCACGUUGAAUUCUGUGGCGAGCGAGUUGCUUCUCGUCGACCUCGACCUCGAUGUCAGAAAUGCCCAGAUCGAAGACCUCUGCGAUGUCUCUUACAGUACUAACAGCAGUACGCGUGUACGUCCAGCCACGUACCAUGAGGCUGCUCAGUGCGAUCUCGUGGUCAUAACCGCUGCAUCUAAGCACCUGCUGGGUCAGACAACUAUUGACUAUACGUCUCGGAACACCUCGAUGAUACGUGAGGUGAUGGAGGCAAUGAAGCCCUUCCGAGCUGACACCGUUUUACUCAUUGUGGCAAAUCCAGUUGACCUACUGACAUCUCUCGCCAAGGAGAUGUCGGGACUUCCUUCAUCUCAGGUCAUUGGCACUGGUACAGCUCUCGACACUUACAGGCUUCGAGGGAUGGUUGCAUCUCGUGCUUUGGUAUCCCCAUCUGCUGUGGAUGCAUUUGUCGUGGGUCGCCAUGGAGAAGACCAAGUAGUCGUGUGGUCCGCAGCAACCAUUGGAGCGGUCCCCAUUGACGAUGUGAAAAUGCUGAGCGCUAUUGAUCUCAGUAGGAUCGAACUCAUCUGCAAACAUCGAUCGAACCACAUCAUACUGGGCAAAGGAUCUGCAUCGUUCGGAAUAGCUUCCGUCGCUGCUAACUUGUGUUGUUCUGUCAUCCUCGAUAAGAAUGAGAUGUACCCGGUCAGUCACUUUCAAGAGGACUAUGGAUGCUGUCUCAGCUUGCCAACCGUUAUUGGGAGGAAGGGGAUCUUGCGUUCAGUUCCCCUGGCGAUGAGCCCAGGCGAGAAUGCUGCGGUGAAGGUAUCAGGGGAGUUGUUGAAAGCCAGUGUUGAAUUAAUCCAGCGAGACUGGUGGUGAGCAUUAUUGGCGUUUGUAAGUUUAUAGUCAACAGGUUUAGUAAUUCUAGUCAACGUUCGUGUAUCA